GCAAUAAAAUUAUACCCAGUUCCAUUUUGAUAAGUGCGCAUUAUACCUUUGAAAAAGGCGAACACACACACACAAAAUUCAAAACUUUAAAUUGAAGUGACAAUUUUUUUAUAUUCGAAAAUUUAAAAGAUACACACGUAACGUUAGAAAAAUCAGUUAUAUAUUUAUUCAUUUAUUCAUGUUUUACGGAUAAUAUCUUGUGUUAAAAAAGUAAAAACAAAGAAGAAUAAUUUGAAACUGUAACCAUGGCUAAUUUAAAUCCUGAUGAGAUCGCUUACAAUGAUGAGACUAAAUGGCGGAUAACUCAACAACCAACCUUUGAAAAUACUUUAAUUGUGACAGAGGAAACAGCAUUGAUGGAAACAGUAAUAACAACAACAAUGACAACGACAACAUUGCCAACGGAGAACAAUAACACCAGUGACGGUCCACUGUGGAGUGAACGAGAACAAAUGGCUACCGUUAUCAUAGCUGUCGCAUUCGUGGCAAUUGUUACAAUCUGUGUCGUUUUAAUUAUACUACGAUCACUUAGAAAUCGAUCGAAUCGAAAUUCCUGUGGAUGUCCAUUUAUGAAACGACAGAAAUCAACUGAAACGGAGAAAAUUAACAAAGGUGAAAAGAAAGGAACUUAUUCCUAUAUAACCAACGACAAUCAAAUUGAACCCAAAUGGGAAAUGCAACAACAGGCAGUGGUUGGAGCAGAUUAUGUAUCCGAUAGGCUUAGGAAAGUUCCAACACGAAAUCCUGAAAACAGAAAAUGGUAUGACUCCGCUGCGAUUCCUUUCAUGGAUGAGGUUUCUGCAUCGCUGGAAGACCUAUAUACAGAUCAACAGCAACCAAAGCCACAACUGUGAAAGAUGUACAUACUUUACGACUGAUUGCACAAUAAACUUGUAAAGCUCUUUUGUUUUAAUAAUCACCUAGUACACACAUAUUCCAAACUUUGGAGAUACAUUUUUUGAGUCUUGCGCUUGAUGACAACAGCAACAAACAAAAUUAUUUUGAAAUGAAUGUGUGUAUUUUUAUUGCAGCAAACAAAUUCAGCAAUAAUAAGAUUAGACAAUCAUCAAAUUCUUCUAAUAGAAUACAAUCGUUCUUUUUUUAAAUGUAGCGCGCAUACCGGAUAUGAACUUAACUAAAUGCUGAUAAUGAAUAUUUAUAUAAAAGGUAACUGAUAUACACGGGUUUCAGAGAAAAAUAAGUUAUUUCAAAACUAGUCAUGUCUUUUUUCGCCUAUUUCAUCUGUCCCUGAUUCAUGGGGCUGGUGAUCCGAAAUAAAUGCCCGUAAGUCUUCAAUACACCGUUGUCCUCUUUCGUGUAGAAUUUCUUUCAGCAUUGGCAUCAGUCGACUUUCAAGAUCUUGGUCUUUGCU
Molecule: messenger RNA, 1372 nt
Organism: Trichobilharzia szidati
Lineage: Eukaryota; Metazoa; Platyhelminthes; Trematoda; Strigeidida; Schistosomatidae
Source: the annotation of a GenBank genome assembly